UUAUGGGUUAACAACAUUGAAUUGUUUUAUAUAAAGCAUCACCCCAAGACAGCUUUGCACACAGCUAGCCUGCUGUGCAGCAAUUUGUUGAUAUGAUGUCUUUUUAGAGAACAUGAUGUUGCAGGAUCUCACAAGGCAUGCUUCACGCUGAAAUUCAGAACCAGAUGUGAUACCUGUUGUGUUGAGCUGGUUUUGAUCCAGAAGCUCCACACCUUCCCUUGUCCCCUCGCUCCUGGAUUCUGCCCCCUGACGGUCUGUUUCUAUCUGUGUUGGUACGGCAGUGCCCCAGCAAUGGGGAGCAAAAGCAGCAAGAGCAGACUCGGCAUGAUUUUUGAGAGAUUGAGAGAGAGAAAUGCCAAGAAGAAUGUCAUGGAGAUCAAGAGACUACCGAAAAAGUUUGCGGCCCAUCCUGUUGCAGAGGUAACACAACAGGCUCCCCAAGAAGUUAGUGAGGCCCAGCUUGCGAAAACAACUGUGAAAAAGCCUAGCGAGGUCCAGGCUCCCACAGAGGAAAGGGGUGAGAGCCAGGUUAUGGUAACAAAUGUUCAAAAAGACACUGAAAUGACUGGUGAGACCCGGAUGAAAGCACAGACUAUGCUAGUGAUCCCUCAGGAGGUAGAAGCUCAGUCUGCUGUGGAGACCUCCCAAAUUAGUGAGAGCCAGUCUCUUAUGGAAACAGAGUCCCCACAGGGCGCAAGGAACCAUGAUCUCAAUCCUGUUGCAGAGCCCAGAGAAAUGACCAAGGUGCAGCUUGUUCCACCAAGCCCACAAAGUGAUCUCCAUGAUGUUUCAUCCCUUCCUACAUCUGGACACAGCGGUGAGAUGCAGGAUAGUGCAGUGAUGGCACAUGGCUCCAUAGUCGGAGCCCCAGAAAACCCUGAUGCUCCCAUGAUGGCAGGAGAGAGCGAAGUGCAGCCCGCUGCACUGCCUAGGCAAGCAGUUUCCCAAGGGAUGGAUGAGGUACAACCAUUCACAGGGACGUCAAAGGAUAGUAAGACCCAUGCUGUUGCAGAGUCUGAGUCCUUAAAUGCUGGAGAGAUUGGCAUGGCUCCUUCUGUCACAGGCACUGCUGAAGAGACUGAUAACCUUGCUGUGGCACCAUGCAUACAAAUAACUCCCUGUGAGACUGAACCUACUGUUUGCAGUCUCAGUGCCACUACUGAGACCCUGUCUCCUAAAGCCAACAUGCAAGACACAGCUGAACCCCAGGCCAUGGACCAUACUGUACAAGAGACCAGUGAGGUGGUGAUUACUGUGGGAGCCAGGCAAGAGAUUCUCCUAGAGACUGAGCCCCAGCUUCCCACACCGACCAUGCUGGAAACUGCCCGUGUAACAGAGCCCAGUUUCACAGCAGAGAUGACACCAAGGCAUUCACAAAGGUCUCCUGAGGCCCAUCCUGCUUCACAGACUGUACCACAAGCAACUGGUAAGGCCUGGCCUACUGAAACUGGGAUCCAAACUACUGCAGAAGAUGGCACAGUUGUAGAGGCAACGGAGACCUGCCCUUGUCCUGCUACACAGACUGCCCUAGCAGCCAAAGGGGAGACUGAGACCCAGAUUGCUGCUGAAACCUCUAUAGACACAAAGGCCUGGCCCAGUACUAAGUCUGCAGAUGAAACUGCGGCCAUGACUGAGGACCAGGCUUCUGUACAGACCAUGAUGGGAAAGGGCAAGGCCCAAGCUGCCAUGGAUGUCACAGAGGAGACGCAGCCUAUGCAGCACAGCAUACAAGUCACUGAGGUGCAGCCCACUGCACAGGCUACGGUGGAGACUGGCGUGCCGUCUGUUCUGUCAACAGCAUGUGAAGCUGAGCUUGCCAUGGGGGAAAGGGAGCUCUGUCCCGCUGCAGAUGCUUCUCUAAAGGCAACAGAGGAGAUGGGGAAGAGCCUGCCUGCAGCACAGGGGAGCGGUGUCCAGUGUGCAGAUGCCUUUAGAGAAAAUGAGCCCCAUCUUGUUGCUGAGAUGGCACAAGGCACCACAGAGGUGACUCCGGCCCAGUCUGCUGCACUGAACAUGGAGGAGAUGAGUAAAGGGCAGCUGAGAGCACAGGAAACGGGAGACUCUGAAGCAUGGGUUACUCCAAGGACCGUACCAGAGCCCACAGAAAUCUCUGGCCUGGCCCAGUCUAUUAAAGAGACUGCACAAGGCACUGUAGAAAGGACUGAAAGUCAGGCCACUGUAGCAAGUGAAGUAGCCCAUCCUGCUGAUGCAGUUACAGAAGCACCACCAGCUGCCAGCAUCCCAGAAGGGGCUGGGACCACAGAAUCAAAGGGUGGGAAAAUGGGGGCCAGUUCCCAAGUCACAAACAAUAUCUUGGAAGUGAACAAGGAACAGCCUCAGGAAUGUGAGCCCAAUCCGGAGCCAGAGUCACAGCAGGUCAUGGAGCAAAAGCAAAUGGCUUUGGCCCCUAAAACUUGUGAGCCCAUCAGUGACGCUGCAAAUCUGCAAACUGUAGAAGCUCCUCCAACAGGACUUUCCAUGAAUAGUGUGAAGGACAGGCAUGAAAAGGCUGAGGGUCCUGCCACCCACCCAGCAAAAACCAAAGAAGCCCUAUCUUCGGACAUCAGUCCUAGCAACCAUGGCCCCCUCUCUCUAGACGAACCAUUCCCAAAGGAUGCAGCUGAUCCCAUUCCUGCGGCCAUGGAGCCUGCAGCUUCACAGACCCGCUGACCGAACUGAUGCUGCUGCCUUGGUGAUCCUGAACUACCUUUCCUGGCUGUAGUAAUAACCUGCUUUUGGUCAUUCUCAAUGUGUGUAGCACAUGACCCCACCCAGCCCUUGUGUGACUCCAAGAGCAUAAACUACCUUAACUGUCUUUGGGUACAGCUCCCCUCCUGUAGCUGCACCACCAUCACUGCCUUUGCCAUGGAUUUAUGCCAGUAGGGUUGGGAAGUGCAGUCUUUUUCACAAGCGGUCGCUUCUUUAGAUUGGUGCAGCCUUUAUUUGUGUGGCUCUUUCUGUUGUUCAAGAACACUGGCUGUUUUUCCCCCAACACUACUCUGCUGUCACAGAACACCAGCCACUUAAUUCCUGGCAAGGGUUUCCCUCACUGUUCUGUAAAUGAGCCUCCCUAGAGCUCUCGUGAGCUACUGUGUAUCAUGGUGGCUGC
Molecule: messenger RNA, 3109 nt
Organism: Alligator sinensis (Chinese alligator)
Lineage: Eukaryota; Metazoa; Chordata; Crocodylia; Alligatoridae
Product: fibrous sheath CABYR-binding protein-like
Exons: 2
Coding region: 292-2670 (792 amino acids)
Source: RefSeq, a predicted model, not a curated record